UAGGUCUCCUAUGCUGAGUGUAAGAAGUAAUGAGCUUAAAUUACAGCAGUGAACAUUUGCAUUAGACAUUAAGAAAAACUUUUAGAGAGUUGAAUAAUGAAUCGUUAGAACAGAAUGCCUGAGGAGGUACUGCAGUUUCCACUGGUGGUGAUAUUCAGCAAUGGGUUAGACAAACAUCUGAUAGGAAUGGUUUAAAUAUAGUUAAUUCUGCCUUGAAGCUGAGGGGUAAGUUAAAUAACCUCUCAAGAGGAGCAUCUCUAACUUGGGUUUUUUUGGAAAGUAAUAAGUGAACAUGAAGUUCACUGGGACAGCAGACGCUUGAGCAGAAAGACAGAGCUCAAGAUUUACACUUAAGGAAAGUUGCCCUCUGACAUGCGAGCACAAGCAAUCACGCUGUGAAUUUGAAAUUGUUAUAGAAAAGCAGGCUUGCAUUAAAAGACACACAACUGGAAGUGUGAUAACAUUGUGUUUUACAUCAGAGUAAAUCUGCUGCUCUUAAAGCUUACAACCAUAAGAGGACGUUAUGACUGUGAGGGCUGCAUGAUAUUUGUAGCUUGGGAUGGAUUGAUGUUACACAUACUCUUAAUACAAGCAUGCAGAGGGAAGAACUUUGCAUGUUCCUUGGAGAGGCAUAAACACCUUACAUCAGACUUACAUGAGACUCAGUCUUAACAGUCUGUCAUAGGAACAAAUUCUGUGAAACCAAUGGAAUUGCUCCCAUGUCAAAGGUUUUGAAAGGGGCCUUGGCCUCUUAUUGUUUUUUAGCUGCUUAAGAGUCAGAAAACUGCUGUAUGUUCCUGAGACCAACAAUAACAAUAUUGAUCAAGAAAGCAAAGGCUCAGUUAUUUUUGUAAAAGUUGAGAAUUUUAGUGGCAAUUUCUACUCCUGCUAUCUCUUUUAAGGAUGUGAACAUACCUUAUUUUUUUCUUUUUUUUGAAAGACAAUAAAUAAUUUUUUCCUUCCCUUUGUUUUUAUCAAGACAGGGAGCAGGCCUAGAAUACUUAAGCUUAAAGUUUUGGAGAAGGUUUCAGAAAGGAAGUGUGGAGGUAACCUUAGCUGUACAUUAUGGUUAAUGUGUUCUAAAUUAAUCCUGUUCCUUGUGUACCUUCUGAAGGGAUGUUAGCUGAUAAGUUAUGUGGAUCUGUUUGUGCAGUUCAGGGAAAUCUGUCUUAAGAUGCUACUAUGCCCAGGUUCUCUCCUGUCUGUGCCAGAAGAUGCCAUGUACAGAAGCAGAAGUAUGUCAGCUCCAAGACACAGAUUUUCCAGCAUGAUGAACUAUAAGUCAUGAGCUGUGUUGAUCAAGGAAUGGGCAAAUUUUUAUUUUUGCCUUUACAAGGAUGGCAAAUUCUUUUAGAUCUUAUGAGACAGUGAAUGAGAUUCUGUUCAAUUAAUGGGAAUUUUGCUGUUGACUGUAUUUGGGCCAAACUACCCUUAUAUUCCUAGCAAGGUGUCCAACUAUGGGCUAAUUAGCUAAUAGGUGUGCAUGCAGGAAUGACAGAAUGCUACAGAAACAUAAAUGGCUAAAAUAACAUUAGAUAUGAAUUGUUUGUCUCAGAAUUGAAUAGCAAAAAUAUCCUGCAUGGAAUUAGUCCUGAACAUACACUUCUCCAUCUAUGCUUUGUGAAAUUAUAGUCAGUCCUGUCUUUAAUAUAGUUAGGAGACUUAUACUGAACAUUUGCCCAUGUUAGGAUGUUAGGUAGAGGGGCUUCAAUGUUUGAAAUAAGAACUUUUCUGUGCUCUUAUCUGUGUGUUCUUAAAAAUAGGGUAUGUUUGGUUUUUUUUGUAAAGAGCAAAAGGAACAAAGAGAACACAUUUUGAACUGUGGUAUCUGAUUAAUUUCUGAUCCAGAUUGUGUUAGCUAUGGGUAUGUUGCUGGUUAUUAAGCACAAUUCAGAUUGGAAACUAAAAGUUCAGGAAAAAAUACCUUCCAGCCCUUUUGCUCUCCCCAUUCCUUCUUCUACACACCCUUCUUAUCAAUAUUUAAACAAACAUUAGAAAAUGAAGCAAUUCACAGUUGAGUACAUGUGUUUUCAUUUUUCUGCUUUAAUCUUUUAGAAAGGUUUAGACCCAGAUAUGAGAGUUUUAAAGAUUGUUGUGUGAAAGAAAAUGCCACAUGCUGACUUCAGUAGCAAAAGUUUGAGGAGUUCAGCUUCUCUUUAUUCAUAUAAGCUACAGAAUACUAUAUACACCUCAAAAUCUUGCCACUUAGGUACCCAAACUAGAGUUCUUUUGAGGAUUGGGGCCCAGUUUUCUAAUCUAGAGAUCGUCUUUAUGAUUCCAGUGAGUAAGGGUAUUUAAAUUAAUAGAGUUGGGUGAGUUAUAGAAUAAAAUAGCAGAUCAUAGGGGCAGAUUAUCUAUUAUGCAGUCUCUUAUCAAUUUAGACACAUGUCCAUGUUACAGAAGAGGCAAAGCAUUUCUCAAACAAAGUACAUCUACCGCUAACAGCAUAUGACUUUCCUGAAUGUAAACAUUUACAGAUCAGUACAGAUUAGGAUAAUUCUAGCUAGAAGAAAAAGAUAGAUCUAAGGAAUUUUCAUCUUUUUCAGAUAGUUCGCAGAUUGUACUAGUAUAACCAAUCAGUCAGAAAUGUGCAAGUUUUCAUUAAAAAUUCCAUUACAGCAGUUGGUCUGUCAUUUGUCUCUAUGUAGAUCUAAACCAAUUAUAAUAACAUUCUUAUUAAUUUCAGAACAGAUGGAGGAUUUCCAUGAAUAGAUUUUGUUAAAUAUGUGUCAUAAGAGUUGAGACAUCUCAGGAAUGAUUUUAAAAUGUAGUACAAGAAAUCUGAAAUAAUAGAAUAGCUAAAAAUAGUGAUUUAUAUAAUAUUUAUAUGCUUUAAAUGUUCUUUUUACUUUUUUUAUUUGCAGACCCUGCUCCGUUAGGUAUUUAUAGAACUCUGAAACUUUAUGAACCUCAGGGGUUCUAGUAUGAACAGCAUUAGAGCUCUUUAAAAUAGAAAGAGACUUAUGAAGUCUUACUGUUUUUUUAAUACUCUGUACCUAAGCAUCUAAUCUUUUUUACAUGAACUUGAAGAAAACGUGUAGACCAUGUGAAUAAAGUUGUACCACAUCUGACCUGUUCAAUAUAUGGAUAUCAAAAAGUAUGGCUAAAGCAGAAAUUCUGGAUAUCUUUAUCCCACAUUCCUUCGAAGAUAGAGUUUUUUAUAUUUAUCUAUAUAUAUAUAUUUUUUUUUUAUUUUUUUUUUAAGUCUGUAGUUCUUGAAAGAAUGCAAGUUCGUAAAACAGGUGGUACUGGCAAGAAUCUGAAAUUCUUACUGAAUGGCAAUUCCAAAUGUAUUGUCUUUUUACUAAUACUGAGCUGUUUUGAAUAUGUAUAUAAGACAGUAACUACGUAUUACAUAUUAUGCAUAUAAAUAGAUGUAAAGCUGCAUUUUAAGGCAGAAGUAAAAAAAAAAAAUAAUGAGUGUAAUGCAUUGAAAAUAGAUCAUCUUCCUGAAAUCAUAAAAUCAUACGAGUUAUGAAAACUGAUCAUUUCAACUUUUUCCACCAAAGCUAAAGCACUUUUCUGUUUUAGAAAAAACAAACAAAAAAACAAACAAAAAAACUCAACCUCAUAAUUUCUGAUGCAAAGUCAUUCUAUUAAAAGCAAUAACCAAAAAACCCCAAACCCUACAGUGCUUACAUUUGUAUUAUAGUUUUCUGACCUCCUCCCAGUAGCCUAUUUAUAUAUUAUAUUUGAGUAAUCUGCAUAUGCAAGCAACUUAGAUGUGCAGAAGCUCAAUCUCUGGAAUAUUUUAAAAGACAAAAAAAUACUCUUAAGUUUUCAUUCUUCACUAAUAUAGAUCUGUUUUUCAGAAUCAAGGGUAGUACAGGCAGUGCUUGCAGGAACAAACCUCUGUAGUGGCAUUGCAGAUGGUUCAGCCAAGAGGAUGUAGUAUGGUAGAACUCCACUCUGAGACCAAAACCCCACUUUUUUCUACUCUAGGAAUUAGAAAUGGUACCAACACAAGGUCCUGUGUAGCUCCAGACAUGAGUUUCUCUUCAAGGGAAGUUAGCAGUUACCUGCAGAUGAUUUCUGUCUGUUUUGUACUCGUCAUCAGUAUAAUUAGGCUUUACAGAAUAGAGUUUUCAGGACUAUGUCUUGAAAUAUAUUAGUUGGUUCAAUUUUUGCAUACUGUUAAGCCUUGUUUACAUGUUGUGUUUAAUGUUGCAUGGGCAAACAGAGUAGAGAAUAAAAGAAGAAUAUACUGUGAAAAAUGAUCUAAACAUUGCAUUUAUAUUAAACUUAAUACGAAUUACAUGCAGAUUUUUAUUUAAUGCAUUUAGGGAAAGUUAUAUUUAAGAACAUGUUUUCACUUGCUUGAGAAGUCACCAGCCGCAGAUGAUAAUUUGCUGAUUUGUGUUCACUACCUUGACCUCCAACAUUUAGAAUCAGUGUAUAGAUUUAUUUUUCCUGACUAUGAAAGCCAUGAAUUAUCUGUCCCUACAGCUCUGUUACACUAGAAAUACCUAGUUAAACCGACUGUUUAUAUCUAAGCAGCAUUUAAUCUUUUUUUUUUUUUUUUUUUAACACUAGAGGAUCCAUGUUCUUUGUAUCCCACAUAAGUCCAUUAUCAUUCCCUUAAUUCUGCCAAAAGCAUUAGUCUCAUUCCUUCUCCCCUGCUUUCCUGCUCACAAAGGUGAACUUCUGUGUCAAUGCAAGGUAAAUGAUGGAGGUAUUCUAGCAGGAGCAGGAAUGAGGGUAAACAGGGAAGAGCAAGGAGCAGGACCUUCUCAUUUCAACUGUAGUGAAAUCAGUGGCAUCUCCCUCUGUCUUACGUAGUCAUCAAUCUGAAGUUUGUCUUGUCUGGACAAAUCUCAUUCCCAAGUUAUGUUCUUUUAUUUUUGUUGAAUUCUUUCUUUUUGAAGACUUUUCAGAGUGGAGAGGUUCAAGUGAUGUUGAAAAGAAUUUAACCUAUUUCUCUAGAUAGAAUUUACUAUUCAUCGAACUAUGGUAGAGCUAAUAUUCUGAUUACUCAUUAGUAUGCUGGAUAUUAUGUACUGUUUUGUUAACAAACUAAUGUCUGUCGGCUUUGAUCCAAAGAUGAUCUAUUUUCAGUGUUUUUAGAGCACAGGAACAGGUUUAGCACUCUUCUUAACUUAAACCUAUUUGUCUGUCCUAGGUGAUAACAGAGACAUGUAAUGCACCAAGGCAGUAGGCUUCAUAUCCAAGUCACAGCUAAAUUAUGAGAUGUUCCUAUUUGCAAGUUAAAGAUAAAGCUAAACAAGGUCAAGGGAUCAGAUCGGUGGUGAUUUAAGACAAUCAAAGCUGUGGUUGCUGUAGUUUAAUGUCCUUCUUUUGCUGCAGUAGCACUCAUGACGUAUCUCAACAAACUACUUCACAGAGAUCCAAAGCACAUGAAAACUAGUAACCAUUUUGAGGUGUUUUUUUUUCUUAACCUCCUGAGCAGCCCGACAUGAUUGCCUCACUGCUAGGGUCAGUGGAAGAGCAGCUCCAGUUUAGAUCAACCUCAGCUGUUGCGGAGCUGCCUCCUAAGACAACAGCUUUCUGUUUCACCUGCCGUAGUAAAACUGCAAAUUGUUGCUGAAAGGGAUAAUCUCAUUCUCUCCUAUCUUACUGUACCUUUUGCACCUGUUUCCUGUGGCUUGUUUGCCUCAGAUUUAAUGGCUUUUCUGGCUUUAGGAUAAGACAGACGAGUGAGUUCCUAAAACAAAGUAAUUCAGUGCUUCAGUGAGUUAGUUUGGGGUUGACCUUCCUUGUUGAACCAAAUCAUUAGACUUGAUCCAAGGUAAGUGACAGGAGCUUGUAGCUAUAGUUAGGAGAAUGAAUGAAGCAGGACUUGCCCAACUUUGGUAUCACAAUAAAUACAAGGUGAUGUAACAGCACUUGUAAAGUGUGCAAACCAGCCAGGCAAGAGAAAGGACCAGACAUAACUCCUUUGUAACAACCGCUGGUGGUAGACUUGCAGGAUUUUGAAGAGGGACAUAUGCAUGUUUCAUUUCUGCCUUUUCAGGAGAACAAGAUUUGGUGUUUGAAUUUAUGGGGGUUUUAUUUUCUUUCUUUUUUAUUAUUUAGAUUCAUCUGACCAUGUUUGCCUCUCCUUGAACAAUCCUACAAAGCCUUGAAUUGUGACAAAUUGCUGAGGUUAAGGAGAAAAUUAUAGUAAUAAAAAACAAUAAGUAUUCAAUUCACUGAAGGACAGAACUGUAACACCAAAAGGAUGAAAAAAUAUACUUUUGCAACUUAGGUUACUGUUUGCAAGUGUUAGAAGUAGAAAAUAAUGCACUUCAUACUUAUUUGGGUCUAUUUUAGAUCAGUUACUGUGUAAAACUCAUCAACAAUCUUUUUAGUUAUUGCAAAUAAUCUAAAUCUGAAUUAUAGGCAUAGAUUCUGUAUUUCUUAGGUGAUGUCAGCUGGACUGAUUUCAUGUUAAGGUUUUGGUUUGUUUUUUUCUGUCUUUCUAGUUUAGGCUUCUGUGGUAAACUUGAAGUUUUUAGAAUGGUUUGCUUCAAUUUCUUUCCAGAUAUAAGUAUGAAUCCAUUUGGAAGCCUGAAUAUAAAAGCUGUAGUUGUUUUUUACAUUUUAAUUUGGUACUUCAGAUUGAGGAGUUUUAAAUGUAAUUCUUUGAUUAUGUAGCUGAGGCUGCAGAAGGCAUUCUUUGUCGAGAGUUGACUUCUUUGUAUGAAAAGUUAUUUCCUGGAAAUUAGUUCUGUUCUUUGACAUUUUUUGUAGUUUUCUGUGCUUUACUUUUAACAAGUCUUUUUCUCCCCAUCUGAAGUAACAUUUGAAUAUUUUCUUCUUACAAGGUGCCUUAUUUUAUAUUACAGCUAUUAUUGAUAUUGUUAUUUUACCCAGUAAUAUUUUACUAAUUCAUUCCGAUUUUCUGGUAAGAUUUACAGCAAUAAUGGCCACUAUAUUCUUGCUCUUGAAGUGUAAAAUAGAGCUUAAACCAGGAUUUUGAGAUGUAAACUUUGUAAUGCUGCUGUAAGAUUUCAAUCUUUAACUUUUCAGCACUGUACAAGAAACCUUAUACCUCUGAAAAGCAGUUAGAUCUCAUGGAAUGCUUCUGUUGGAGAGACUUGAUUUUUUUAAGAAAAUAAAUGUAUUCUAACUUUAUGGAAUUCUUAGUCUUAAAUCAAAUAAGGGAAAAGAGUUUAACUGUCUACUUGGCAAGACAGAAGGAGCAGCUACACCCUUUUCUAUAUCAGAUGAGUUAGAGGUCUGAAGAUAGUUGUCCUUGUUUACAGCAAUAACAGCUAUGUACGUCUAGAUACAUGCUUAUGCACAUCUAUAUAUGUGCUUAGGCUAGAGUUUGGCAUUCGAUCUGCAAAAAAAUUAAACACAUCAGAAAUUCUGACUUGAAAAUGUCAUGACUCCCAUCAUAAAUAAAGGCAUGUUAGACAUAAGUGUUUUAAUUGAAGUCAGCAAUGACCCAUUUUAAGAGCAUUGGUAAAUGUUUUCAAAAUGAAACAUAGGUUUAAUUUUUCAUUUCAGUAACUAACUUUUCUUUUAUCCAGUUGUAUGACUUUCUUGUAGAUCUUCCAUUGUUUCAAGGAUGGAUUAAAUGCAAUCAGAGAGGAGCUCUGAUUUGAUGGAUGUGAUAAAUUCUGCUAAAGUAAGGAUGUCCUGUUAUAGAUACUUUUUAAUUGCACAUGGAUUACGCUCUGUGAAUCUUAAUAACCUAAUUUGAAGUUUUGAUACUUUAUUGUUUUAAAUCCUUCCUUUGUAACAAGGUCGAUGUUUUCAAACAUAAUUUUAAAUACAUAUGUUUAUCUUAUUUGGUCAAAUUGUGUAAUUUUUAGCUAUGCAUGGUGAAAUCCCCAUCCUUUUGACCAUAUAGAACCAGUCAGGAAACUGCAUUGUGAGUUUAUUGUUUGUAUUGUUUGUAUUUUUUAUUUGUGUAAUUCAUUAGUUUCUCAUUCUCAGUUCUUAAGCAAGAACAUGUUUAGUAUUGUGCUAUAAAGGUCAUUUCCAUGUUUACAUUUUACAUACCUUUGUUUUGUUCUUUGAGCAUUAAUUUAAGCAUGUAGUUUAAUAUUUACGUUGUUCACAUUUAUCAAAAUUUUAUAUAUGAAUUUAUUGAGGACUUUAAUGAAACAGAAUUAUCUUGCAAGUUUGGAAAUUUUUUCAUUUAUUUUAAAGCUGACUUUUCUUCUCCUUAGCACACUGGUUAACAGUUUUGCCAUGAUUAUAAAUGCUUUUUUUUGCCUUGUUCCUUUUAAGUUAUUUGAAGACUAGAGCAUGUGCCCAAUUUUAAGACUUAUGCCAAGUUACACACACCAAUAAGCUGUUGUAUGAUCAGGGUCUUAAAACAUUUGUCGUAAAAAAGAGGAAGACACAUGCAAAAAUAUUAAUUUUCAGUCCAACAAAUGUGCUUUCAUGCUGGUAGAACAGAAAAGAUUUGAAGAUGAGAAUUUUACUUCUGGCAGGCUCCCAACCUAUCCUAUGAGUCUUUACCAUGGUGCAGAAUGGUAUGGCCUUGUCCAUGUCAGUUAUUGUAGAUCCAGAGUCAUUAGCCAAGGACUUGACCAGACUCAAUUCCUUGCUGUAUAAAAGAAUUCCUGUGUAAUCUAAAGGCUCUGAAUUUUGGGCUGUGACUCAUUCAUUCCUCUCAGUGAAGGGACUGGCUGUCUACAAAGGUUUGUCAGGUGGUAGCAGCAAUUACUUUGGCUCCACUGUUUUUUGUGCAGUUGUGUAUGUAGUAGUGUUCUGGGUGAGUCAUUCAGUCUUGUAUUUAGACCUCCUAAAUUUAUCUAGGUCCUUGUUUUGUAUCAGUUGUGUUUUGCUUUGGUUUCAGCUUUUCUGUAAGUUUGACUCCAUCUAUAACACAAAGAUACCAAUUUAUGUCUUGUGGAACUGUUGGAAGAUAAUAAUUAAUGGGUGUGAGGUAUUCAGAGAUUGUGAGGGUGAGAAUGUAGUCAGCUAGAGAAUUCCCAAGAUGGAAGUGGGGCUUUUGGGAUAUUUAUACAUGCUGUGAGAAGUCCUUGGGUGUACUCAUCUUUGUGGUAUUUAAAAAAAACAAACCAAUACAAACUCAAAACUGUACAGAUGUUUCUCUUAGACUCUAUCUAAACUUCAUCCAUGUUUGUAAAUCUCAGCCCUGGACUACUGUGUAGUUUAUCAGAUUAAUUAAGAAAAAUGAAUAGACUAAUGUAUUGAAACUAUUAAUGACCACAUUAAUCUAAUGGUAUUCACUUUUUCUUGUCACUGGAAACAUUACAUGUUCUUGCUCUUGGCUUUCAAGGUCUCAUAUCUUUGGCUACUGAAAGUCUGUGCGUUGCUGCUCUUCUGGAGUACUCAUGGAAAGGUAACUGGCUUUUCAUUUACUUCCUUUUUCAGGAGAAUGGUACUUCUGCCAGCUUUGAUUUUUCUCUUUUCCUUUCUCUGUUUAUUCCCUACAUUUGUCAUCAGAGGUAUAUUAAUCACAGAGACAUAAUUAUUCUAGUCUAAAUCUAGGACACUGAAUAUUACGAUACUUGCUAUACACAUUGUUAUUUGACACUUCAAAUAUACAUCGAAAUAAUUUUAGAUAUUUCUUGCUGACACUCAGAUGAAAUGUAUUGCAACCUGGUUAGUAAAGAUUUUUAUUGUUAAGCUUAACCGUAAGAUAGUCAGUGACUGUCAUUGCUUUUAGAAAACCAUUAUGAUAGUACUGAAUUUAGCAAAAGGCAGCGAGUAGUUCAAGCGCUUUACUGAUUAUAUUAAUCUUCCCUUCCAAAGGGCUAGGUUUAAUUAUUAAUGUUGAUGUGUGUGAGGAAAUUAAAAAAUGAAUCAGAACUAGUUUAUUCUGAAAGUUGGGGAGAAAGCUUUAUAAAAUACAAAAUCAGAAUUUUAUAUAAUUAUAACAAAAUCUUCCUGAUUAUCUCUUUUUAUUUUUAUAUUGUUUUAUUAUAAAAUGUUUUCAUUUAUCUUUAGGUGAUUACUUCCAAAUGAUUCUUUCAGAAACAGUUAGAUGCCUACCUGUAAAAUGUUAGCUGUGCAUUCUUGUUAACAAAACACUGAAACACUGAACAUCUUCAGGUAAAAAUGACUUCUUCCUUAAAACAUGUUCACUGAGCUUCUGAAUCUAUGUGACCAAAUAAUUGUUUUCAGCUCCAUUAGAAUAAAGGCUUUACUUCAGAUGUAAACUCACAGAAUUACAAAUAGCAAUGGAUGAUUUAAAGUGACAUCAGUCAACUUGAUUUUUGUAACUGUCUAAAAAUGUUAAAGUUAACUGCUAAAAAUGUUAAAGUUCUUAACAAAGUAUCCUCUAAGUAAGUCAAGACUUCUUCAAAAAAAACCUUUGGAGAUACAUACUUGAGAAUUUUUAAGUGUCCUGAUGUUAUACAGAAACUAGUAAUUCCUCAUUCAGACAGUAAGAACUUAAUUGUUACACAAGGUGAGGACUGUAUAAUUACUGAUAAAAAUAAAGAUGUUUUUUAAGUGCUUUCAUAUUUGCUGUUCCAUACAAGUUGAUGAUACAUCUUGAAAUGAACAAGUGCAAAGUAUUUUAAUGUUAUAACCUUAUUUUUACCACUGUGUGUCAUUCUCAAGGGCUUUUUUUUAAAUGAUGGGGCAUAACUGAUAUUUUUUUCAACUGAUCUGAAGUUGAAUGAGAAUAAUUAAUUAGUGCAGUGUUUGUUUUGGUUGCUGUACUGCAUUAGCUGCACAUUUUUGUGAGGUGACAAUUCACUACAGAACUCUGUCCUGUGCAAUUAUUUCAGUGAUUUUUGUGAAUUCAAACUUGAGAUCAAAUCUUAAAUUCAAAAUUUAAUUAAAUUUAAAAAGAAGCCCAAGAUACUUUUUGAUUUUUUUUUUCCUCUGUCAGAAAUUUGAGAAAAAAGCCUGAAGAUUCUAAAAUAAAAUUUGGCUCUUUUGGGUAUUUCAUUAGAUCAAAUACAGUAGCAGUUGAAAAAAGAUGUGUGUAGAACAUGAUAGUUAAUGACUUGUAUUCUUUCACAAGAAUGGUGUAGGUUCUGUUACCAAAUUGAAGAUACCCACCUAGAAUUUUGCAGUCUACUUACAGACCUUUAAAUUACUGAAUUGUAUUUACUGCUUUGAGAAUCUUUUAAAAAGCUGUUCCACAAUCUCGAGACCCGCUCCCUUUGGAGUGUAUAUCCAAUUUAUUUUGAGGACCUAUGUAGUAGAAAUAUAUCAAUAGUUUGUUUGGGGUUUUUUGGAGGAGAAAAGUGGGUUAAGAGCUUUUUUUUUUUUUCAUGAUGGCUGAAUCUCCAUUGAACACAUUAAUCAAGUAUGCAGUGGUCACAUAACAUAUGCAUCAUAAAAAAAAUACCCAUUCAAAUUUUCCUACAGUCUUUCCAAAAUAUAGAUCAGUCCCAAUUUUCUAAAGAUUAUAAGGUGUCCUUGAUCUAUCUCUUAAGAAUGCUGAAUAUUACUUACUGUAAUAUUUUCUCUGUUUUAUGUGGGAUAUUUUUACUAGAAAUUAUUCUAAUUCAGGUUUUUGGUAUUCUGUUAGUUCUCAGACAUUAGGUGGAUGAGAAAAAUAAAUUAAAAGAGCACAGAUUAAAGGUUUUUGAAGUAACACUUGUAGAAGGAACACUACUUCUAAUCAUUCAGAGGUAAAAUAUUUAGGUUAAUUAAUUUAUUUGCCAUAGAGAGAAGCAACAUUGAAUCUUUGAAAUAUAAGAGAGGAAGAGAGGAGACAAACAAAUGGCAAUAAAGAAGUUGAAAUUGCUAAGGGGAAGCUUUUGUGACAAAAGGAAUAUCCAGAAAUCAGAUGGUAGAAAUGGUAUGUGAUGAUGAAUUUGGAAGGCAUUCCCAAGGAGAAAUUACUUUAUAUAGUGUUCAAAAAAAAAAAAAAAAAAGAAAGAAAAAAACCUGUCACCAGAUGAUUAGUUUGACUUUGACAGUGGUGCCAUUCUUGUGUUCUUACUGAAGUUUAUAGGCAGAAUUAUUUAAGCAGGUCAGUGCUUUUCUGUAUCUGUAUUUUAAGAAUAAGGCUUUAUUUGGAGACAUAAAAUAUUUCAGAUUUGAUUGGAGAAUUCUGUCUGUAUAAACUGCCUGACUAGGAAGAGAAUUACCUAGACUUGCAGGAAUCUCUGUAGGUUAUGAAUGUGCAUUUGAAAAAUAUAUUGUGUAUUGCAAAAAAUUACAUGCAAAUAUUCAUGCUAAAAAUGUUUUGUUGUGGUUGGCUUUUGCUUGCUUACUAUUAUCUGCUUUCUCUAAUUUUCACUGAUUAAUUAAUACUUUUCAAAAUACCUUUUGCAGGUUAGGCUUAAGCAGGACAGUUAAUUUUUCUAAAUUGUGUCCCAUCUGACUGUUGUGCUUCUCAAUUCUGUUGUAGAAUUUCAGGGUCCACAGGAAAUCUGAGAAUAGAUUUUACAAAUAAAAGCAAGCUAAUUGUGAAAUAUAAAAGUUGGUGGAAAAUUUUAAGUUUUGUCUUCUUCCACUGCUUGCCCUCCUCUUCUGUAUUUUAUUACUUAUUCAUUAAUUUGUUUAGGUUUUGGCCCUGAUGUCGUCUUUUGUAUGCUGUAACAUUCAUGUUCCCACUUAAAGUGCUUCUGUUCAGUAGAGCUGGGUUAACAGGCCUGUGAAAUCAGAGAAUAAAUUCCUCAGCAUAUGAACCUUUGAAAACUAAAAUACUGUGACAAAGUCCUGUGUCGCUGGAGCCAAUUAGCAGGGCUGUUAGCUUGUAGUGAAAGCAGCGCACCCCGAAAUGUCAGUCCGCGGGGCUGUUGCCGAGACGUAAUUAGGAGCAAUUAGCCGGUCUCCCUGCUGAGCAGAUCGCUAUUACCUUUCUCCUUUUUGCCCUUCCCCCUCCUGCCGCUGCAGGGCAGCGAGUCGCGGCGGCGACAAUUCCCUGAGAGUGUGUGUAAGUGUGUGUGUCCGUGCUGGCGGUGGAGGCGCGGAUCGCGCUGCGCCCCGGCCCCCUCCCCGCCCCGCCGCAUUGUGGAGGGAGGGACCGCGGCCGCCGCCGCCUCCGCCGCUGUGCGGGGCCGGGCGCUGUCCGAGGUGCUGAGCCGUGCGGGGCCGGGCGCUGUCCGAGGUGCUGAGCCGUGCGGGACCGGGCGCUGUCCGAGGUGCUGAGCCGUGCGGGGCCGGGCGCUGUCCGAAAGACCGAGCCGCUCCUCACCCGGGCGGCAUCAUGGUAUUUGCUCCAGGUGAGAAGCCAGGGCUGGAGCAAGAUGAAGUGAAGCUGCAGAACGCCAGCAAGCAGAUUGUGCAGACUGCUAUCCUCCGAGCAGUGCAGCAAGUUUCCCAGGAGAGCCAGCGAAAGGAGAAGCGAACAAACAGCAGUACGAGCCUCCAGCUAGAAAGGGGAAAAUUAACCAAGAAGCAUGAAAAGAAGUAAAGAAGCAGAUUGUUUUCUUCAGUCCUCCAGGCUGCAGUGUUUUCAGCCUUCUCUUUAGUAUCAGCUGUAUUGCUAGGCAAUGUUACUCUUGUAAAGCAAACCAAAGUAUAACCACACCUAGACAUAGGGUAAAGCUGCAAUAGUCCUCAGCUGAGAAAUAUUAAGUGCAUUAGAUGACUAACUCCAUAUUUAUGCAGUGCCUCUUAACAGAAACAAUAACCAUAGCUAUAAAAGUAGUUUCAAGCACAAGCUCUUAAGGUAUGGGCUAAUUCUCAAAAUCUUGUGAGUGCACUUUCAUGUAAAUUCUGUGUGCAAUGUUUAUGCCAGUUCAGCUGGACAGACUCUUCUCUGAGUUACUGGGUUCACUGAAGAUGUCUUCACUGAAAAAAUAGUUUACUGUUGAGUGUAGCAGAAUGCUUUCAGGCUGCCUUGAAGCAUGUGUUUGUACUUUGCUUUAACCUGGACUCUAUGAAAUGUCAGUGUAAAGUGGAUUUGGUAAGUUCCAUGAACCAGUUACUUUUUCCAUCUUGGGGAAAAAAAAAAGCAAUCCAGUAAGACUACAGUGGCUACGAUCUAUGACUGUGAUUAUAGACCUCUUAUCUAUGUUUUUUUUUAAAGAAGUUAAAAGAAAUACUGAAGUUUUAGUCUACUUAUUUGAAAUACUUCUAUACUUCUGCAGAAAAAAAAUCACUUGUGCCUCAAUUAUUCCUUUUUAUUCUUUUGAUACUGAAUAAGAGGAACUGAUGUGCUAGCACAGAGUUUGCCAGCUUUUCCUUCAGUUUUGUAAGUUUGCUGGGAACUGAUUUACAGAAAGUGAAGACUGGAGUGGCUUAAAAAAAAAUGUUUGAAUUUAUUAAUGUCUCGAAGGAUGGAAAUAUAUUGUCUGAAUGCUGUCAUGGUAGAUAUCUCUCACCUGCUGGGCAUAAAGUGACUUUAGACAUUUGGAAUUGUUACACAGAUUCACCUUAAAUAGCACUGCUUUGAGUAAUGCAGAACUUUAACCACUCUGUGUAGCUGAAGGAAUCCAUGGUGUUUCUGAAAACACAAAUUAAAUAAAUGUAGGUUUCACUUUUGUGCUCCCUUACUGUAAUAACAACUGCACUAUUACACAUCUGAAAUGAAUAACAAUAUAUUUGAUUCUAGAAAUGGCUUUUAGCUCUGAUUCAUCUGAAUUCUUGUAGUAAUACACCUAGAAACAUAGAGAAACAGAUGCACAGGAUCUGCAAUGAAGGAGACAAACUUUCAUAAUUGCUUUUCUACUCAGAUGAUUCUCAAAGAGACUUUCUGGUUUAAGUAAUUGGUUAUUACUUACUGUGUCCUACUGCUUGUGUUAAACAAUUUCAGGAUUCUUUCUCAUGGCCGGAGGCUUAGUCAUGAAUAGUCACAUACUGUACUAUUAAGCCUUUGAAAUCUGCUUGGUUCGAUUUUUUUUUCUGAUUUAACGGCACUGACUCAUACCAGACAAUGAUUUAUCUCAAUCUUCAUUCACUUAAAAAUGCAAAUAAGAAUUCAACCUGAUUAAAGUUGUUCUAAAUCCUCUAAUAAUGAAAACUAAAUUGGAUUGCAAGUACACAGUUGGUUCACUUCUAUAGACAUUGGGUGAAUUUUCCCUGCCAAGCAAACUUUCAAAGAUAGAAGUAGUUCAGUCUUGAGGUAUGUGUAUGUUUGUAGUAAUAGUUAUUUUUCAUCAUUAGCUUUUUCAUCAGUUGACCUUUUGUUGGGACAUAGCUCAUUUCUAAGCCCUCUUUGCAUCUUUGCUUUCUGAGAGCCUAGAAAACAGAUAAUGAGUCAAGGUUCAUUUCCAAGGCUGAUGGGUAAGAGCAGUAGAUGGGGGUAAGCAAGACUGUUGGAGAGACUCUGUGGUGCAAAAUGGUGUUCGCCAUAGACUUGCUUAGAGUGCUGUAGGACAGAGAGCUACAUCCCAUUUCUUCAGGAUUAGUCUGCUACUUCUAAUGCUUUUUCUCCCCAGAAAUUUGCAAGGUGUCUUCUUUUAUGUUCCUGGUAAUUAUGUUAACAAUCUUCAUGUAGCCUAGAAACUUCUUUACUUUUCUUUUUUUUUUUUUCUUUUUAAUAAUCAGAUUAGAAAAAGGAAUUUCAAAAGCCAGUAAAUUCAGGUUUUUGCCACAACUUCAUAUGAGCCUAUUCCAGCUCUCCUCCCAUCAUACUGUUCUACAAUAUCACUUUACUGCCUUAGCCUUUUUAGACACACCACCACUCAACCAUUAUGUCAUGCACGUCCUUUUCAGUCCUGUCAGACAUCUAGUAUCUUGGAGAGAGAAAAAUAAUAGGAAGCCUCCCAGAGCCUUGAGGAAGUUCUCUAUGGUCACCUAUUAAGGAAAAACAAAUACUCUAGAGUAAAUAGUGUUGUUAUCCCUGAGAGCCAAAUAAUGUCUCUCCUAUCUAUAGCAUAUAACCCUAAAUUAAGGCAUGCAUUUAGUAUCUUCUAUUGACAAAGGGUGUUCUGCACACCACUUGCAUCCAGGAUAUGUAGAGAUCUGUACUGCAUGUGAGAGAACUGCACAAAAGAAAACUUUACCCUUGGCUUGUUGAAUGCUUACUGUAUGGUGAAAGCGGGUAUUUUUGGUAUCUUCACUGACAGAUUAUAUUUUCUGGAGAAAAUACAGACUACAGAAAUCAUUACAGAUGUGAUGCAGGUCUGACUACAAAUAAAUAAACUCUUAAAUACACUCUUAAUACC
This is a messenger RNA of Columba livia (rock pigeon), 15947 nucleotides long. RefSeq names its product A-kinase anchor inhibitor 1 (gene AKAIN1). NCBI's taxonomy places the organism in Eukaryota, Metazoa, Chordata, Aves, Columbiformes, Columbidae. The transcript is spliced from 2 exons. The record is from RefSeq and is a predicted model, not a curated record. The coding region runs from base 13043 to 13249 and encodes 68 amino acids.